Molecule: messenger RNA, 11993 nt
Organism: Aphidius gifuensis
Lineage: Eukaryota; Metazoa; Arthropoda; Insecta; Hymenoptera; Braconidae
Gene: Dhc16F
Product: dynein axonemal heavy chain 6
Exons: 36
Coding region: 1-11961 (3986 amino acids)
Biological process (GO): microtubule-based movement
Cellular component (GO): dynein complex
Molecular function (GO): ATP hydrolysis activity; minus-end-directed microtubule motor activity; dynein light intermediate chain binding
Source: RefSeq, a predicted model, not a curated record
AUGUUUAAAAAAACUGAUAAUAAUUUUCCCCAUGUCAGUAGAAAUAAACUAAAAAUACGAAAAAUUGAAGUCAAGCCAAAGGAAUAUAAUGACUCAAAUCCUCCAGAAAUUGUUGAUCAAAUGGAGCUUAUUGAAGAUUUUUCAAAAAAUCCAAAUGCAAGUUUUAAGUACAUGAUUUAUUCUGUCGAACGUUCCUCAAAAUAUUUCACGCCUUAUGCACUCAAGAUAGUAUCGUACAAAGAUGUUGGUCGCACAUACAUGACGAUAAGUUCAAGUGGUGUGACUCAAUAUGCUCAAAACUCCGUAACAUUUACACCACUUUGCCGGUGGAAAAGAGAGUACAUUUUCUAUCUUAAGCUUAUGAAGAUAAAAUUUUUUUCAAACUAUCCACUUUGGAAAGCUCUAUAUUAUCUAAAAAAAUAUAUAAAAAUUAAAAAAUUCAACAAGGCCAAAAAUUAUAUUGGCAAAAAUUUAUUUAUCUGUGAUAAUAUCAUUGGAAAUUCAAUUUUAAAAAUUAAUCACAUGUUUUGCAAUUUUUUUGAUGAAUCAUUUUUCGAUUCUAGUAUUAUUCAAAACAUGACACUAUUUGAAUUUGUCGAAUUACAGUUUAUUAAAUUGGAAAAUGUUAAAAAAAAAUUAGACAAUUUACGAAUAAUUAUUGUAGAAAUUAUUUAUAAGGCGUGUCUUGAGUCUUUAUUUGAGGCAGGAUAUACAAUCGAUGAUUCAAAUAUUACAUUUUCCCAAACAAUUUAUGGUAAACUUGGUGAAUUUUCAAACAAAAUAUCUUUACCAAAUAAUAAUAGUAAUAGUACCCUCAAAAUGAGUUUCAUUGAACAGGCUAAUAAAAGAGAAAAAUGUCAUCGUUUAUCAAAUUUUAUUCACUUGAUUGAUUAUGUUACUGUCAACAUGAUGCAUGAUUUAUUAGAAAAAACAUAUAUUCAAUUUUUUAAAGUAUUAAAAAUACAUACUGAUUUUUUGUCUGUUGAUGAAGAGAUGGAUUGUACUUUAGUCAAUACUGAAAUUGAAAAUUCACGACCUACUGACUCUCCCUACAAAGAGCCUUAUUUUUUAGUUGAUAUGAUUAUAUCAGCUGAUGGUGUCAUCACAAUAGAUCCACUGGAAAAUGUAUUCAAUUUUGUCAUGUCGACAAUUCAAACAAUUUGGACUGAAACAAUCAUCAAAAUAAAACCACUUUUAACAGAUUCACAUUUUCAAUGUUUCACAAAGCCAAUAAUAAAUCAUAAAAUUUUGAAAAAUAAAUUAUCUGGUGAACCACCCAAUGUCAAUGAUAUAAUAAAACAAAGUACAAUAAUUGAAAAUUUAAUAAAUAAAAUAAAUAUUAUAUUUAAAAAAAAUUUUAUAAUUAUUCAUAAAUAUUUGAGUAAUUAUUUAAACAUUGAAAAAUUUUAUAUGGAUAAUAUUAUGUUUGAUGAUAAUAUAAUACGUCAAAAUAAAAAUUGUAAUUUAAUUAAAGAAUUAUGUGAAAAAUAUAAAAAUGAAAUUGAUUGUAUAAACAAUGUUGUUGAUGUUAAAUCAAUUGGUAUAUUUAAUUUAAAAACUGAUAGAUUCAAAACCAAGGCAUUAUCAGCAACGUUAAAUAAAAAAAAAAUUCUUGUAACUGUUGUACCUGGAACUGGAAAAUCAAAAGCUGAUGAGUUGCUAAAAAAAACACAAGAAGCUAAAAGUUAUCUUGAGAGUGAUCCAACAACAGCUGAUGAAUACUUUGAAUUUUUAAAAUAUGUUGAUAAAGCACAACAAUAUGCUGAUACCUUGGAGCACCAAUUGGAUUACGUCAAAGAAAUUUAUGAUGUUAUUGAUGAAUAUGGAAUUCCUGUUUCUGACGAGGAUAUUGAUCGUUACUUGAGUAUAAGUGCCCAGUUGUCGAGUCUGCGAAGAGCUGUUGAUAGACGUCUAGAAGACAGAGAAACACUUGUUGAAAAAUUUAAUAUAAAUAUAGAAAUUGAAAUUAAAAAAUUAACUGAAAUAGUUUCACGAAUAAAUGACAAAAUAGUUGAACCUUGGCUUUUGGAUAUUGAAAGUGAUACUUAUGAAUGUCUAGAAACUCUUGAUGAAUAUACAGACACACUUAAAAUAUGUACAAAUAAACUUGAAGAAUUUCAAUCACAUCAAAAACGUUUAAAACUUGAAAUAUCACGUUUAGAAAUUUUAUCACAUGUUACAAAUGAAGUUAAACUAAGAAAAUUACUGUGGGACAGUAAAAUAUCAUGGGCUGAUUUUAUUGUUGAUUGGUACACUGCUGAUUUUAAUACUCUAAAUGUUGAUGAAAUAACAAAUAUAACAAAUAAAUAUUUAAAAAAUAUAAUACAACUUGAAAAAGGUUUACCAAUUAAUAAUGUAUUACCAAAGCUAAAAGAAGACGUUGAAAUAAUACGUGAUAAAUUACCAGUUAUAAGUUAUUUACGUAAUUCAAAUUUAAAAACUCGUCAUUGGAUUAAAAUUGAAAAGCUAUUAAAUUAUAAUUAUCAACCAGAUAUAGUAAAGUUAACAUUACAAUUUUUUGAUGAUAUUGAUGCAUUUUUAUACUAUGAUGAAUUAUUAGAAAUAUCUGGUUCAGCAACAUCAGAAGCAAAUCUUGAAUCAAUGCUCAAUAAAGUACAAGAUAUUUGGAAAAAUCUUGAAUUUAUUAUAAUACCACAUAAAAAUUCAAAAGAUGUAUUUAUACUUGGUAGUUUGGAAGAAAUUCAAGGAGCCCUAGAUGAAAGUAAUAUCAACAUACAAACAAUUGGUGCAUCUCGUCACGUAGCACCUAUUAAACCACGAUUGGAUGAAUGGUCAAAACAAUUGGAUUUAUUUUCACAAACACUUGAAGCUUGGCAGUAUUGUCAACAACAAUGGAUGUAUCUUGAGGCAAUAUUUUCUGCUCCAGAUAUUCAACGGCAAUUAUCAGAUGAAGCAAAUCUUUUUACCACAGUUGAUAAAUCUUGGAAGGAUAUUAUGAGAAAAACUGCAAAGAUGCCUUUGGCAAUGGUUGCCGGGACACAAUCGGGUCUCUUGGAACAGCUAGAAAAAAAUAAUAAAAAUCUUGAUGAAAUUACAAAAUGUCUUGAGGCAUAUCUUGAAACAAAACGUAUUGCAUUUCCAAGAUUUUUCUUUCUUUCAAAUGAUGAACUUCUUGAAAUUCUUGCACAAACAAAAAAUCCUCAUGCAGUACAAAAACAUUUACAAAAAUGUUUUGAUGCAAUUUAUCGUUUAGAAUUUGCAACAAAAUCCAAUAAUUCAAUUGGCAAAGAGCCAAUAUUGACAACAGAUAUUUUAGCAAUGUUAUCACCAGAAGGUGAACGAGUUAUCCUUGUUGGUGAUAUAAAAGCAAAAGGAAAUGUUGAAAAUUGGCUGGGAAAAGUUGAAGAAUCAAUGUUUAUUUCAUUAAAAAAAAAAAUGAAAUUAGCAAUAUUAGAUCUUAAAAAAAGAGGUAGAAAUAAAUUUUUAUCAUCUCAUCCAUCACAAAUUGUUUUAACAGUAUCACAAAUAUUUUGGUCAAAAAAUGUUCAUAUAAUUUUUGAAAGUAAAAAUAUUGAAAAUUCAAUGCGUUCAUUUGAACAAAAAUGUUAUUCAGAUUUAAAUGAACUUGCUGCAAUGGUACGACAAGAACUACCAGCAUUAGAACGUGAUGUUAUAAUAAAUUUAAUAACAAUUGAUGUACAUGCAAGAGAUAUUAUAACAUCAUUGGUAAAUUCAAAAGUAUCAUCAAGUCAAUCAUUUGAAUGGACAAAAAAUUUACGUUAUUAUUGGGAUGAUAAUAUGAAUAAUUGUUUAGCACGUAUGAGUAACGCUGAAUAUUUAUAUGGCUAUGAGUAUCUUGGUGCACAAAAAAGGCUCGUUAUAACACCACUAACUGAUAAAUGUUAUUUAUGCUUAAUGGGUGCACUACAACUUGAUCUUGGUGGUGCACCAGCUGGUCCAGCUGGUACUGGUAAAACAGAAACAACAAAAGAUUUAGCAAAAGCACUUGCAAUACAAUGUGUUGUAUUUAAUUGUUCCGAAGGUCUUGAUUUUAAAAUGAUGGGUAGAUUUUUUUCUGGUCUAGCAACAUCUGGUGCAUGGUGUUGUUUUGAUGAAUUUAAUCGUAUUGAUAUUGAAGUAUUAUCUGUUAUUGCACAACAAUUAAUAACAAUUAAAAAUGCAAAAAUAUCUAAAUUAAAAAAAUUUUUAUUUGAAGGACGUUUUAUUAAACUUGUUAUGUCAUGUGCAACAUUUAUAACAAUGAAUCCUGGUUAUGCUGGACGUACUGAAUUACCAGAUAAUCUUAAAUCAUUAUUUAGACCAAUAUCAAUGAUGGUACCUGAUUAUAAACUCAUUGCUGAAGUUACAUUAUACUCUGAAGGUUUUGAAACAUCUAAAAAAUUAUCAAUUAAAAUGACACUUAUGUAUACAUUAUGUAGUGAACAAUUAUCACAACAAGAUCAUUAUGAUUUUGGUAUGAGAGCUGUUAAAAGUGUUCUUGUUAUGGCUGGUAGUUUAAAAAGAAAUAAUCCAGAUAAAAGUGAAGAUGUUGUAUUGAUAUGUGCACUACGUAAUAGUAAUUUACCAAAAUUUUUAGCUGAUGAUGCUGAACUUUUUGUUGGUAUUUUAGCUGAUUUAUUUCCUAAUACAGUUUUACCAGAUGAUGAUUAUGGAAUUUUUCAAGAUACAAUUAUCAAGGUAAUGGAGGAUAAAUUAUUACAACCAGAAAAAUCAUCAAUUAAAAAAAUAAUUCAAUUGCAUGAAACAAUGCAAGUUAGACAUGGUGUGAUGCUUGUUGGACCAACUGGAGCUGGAAAAACAACUCUUCUUCAUACACUAAGUGAAACUUAUAUUAAAUUAAAUGAAAUGGAAGAACCUGGUGUAUAUAAUAAAAAUGUAAAUAUGUAUACAUUAAAUCCAAAAGCAGUGACAAUGGGUGAAUUAUACGGUGAAAUUGAUUUAAUGUCAAAUGAAUGGCGAGACGGUUUAUUGGGUUCAAUAAUACGUACAGUGUGUUCAGUUAAUAAUGAUGAUCAUCAAUGGGUGAUCUGUGAUGGUCCAGUUGAUGCUUUAUGGAUUGAAAAUAUGAAUACUGUUCUUGAUGACAAUAAAAUGUUAUGUUUAGCAAAUUCUGAGAGAAUAAAAUUUACGCCAUAUGUUAAAAUGAUAUUUGAAGUUAUGGAUUUAGCACAAGCAUCACCAGCAACAGUAUCAAGAUGUGGAAUGGUUUAUGUUGAUCCAUCAGAACUUGGUUGGAUGCCAUACGUUAAAACUUGGAUAAAUAAAAUUGCCAAUAUUUUACCAAAUAAAGAAGCGAAAUUGUUAAUUCAUCAACUUUUUGAUAAUUACAUACAAGAUGGAUUGUUAUUUUUUAAAAAAUAUUGUGAUCAUGCUAUUGGACAAGUUGAUAUUAGUAAAGUCAAUAUGGUUUGUAGUUUAUUGGAGAGUAUAUUUAAAGAAAAAGGUGCAUUUGAUAAAACACUGGAUAAAACAAGAAUGAGAACCUUUAUUGUUCAAGCAUUUAUAUUCUCAUAUAUUUGGGGUAUUGGAGGAAAUAUUAUUGACACAUCACGUGAAGCAUUUGAAUUAUUUAUCAAUAAUCAAUUUGCUGAUAAUACUGAUGCCAGGUUACCAGCAUCCGGUGAUUUAUGGAAUUUUUAUAUAAAUGUUAUUAAUCAACGAAUGGAUUUAUGGCUCAAACUAAUGCCACCAUUUAUUUAUGAUGGUGAUAAACCAUUUUUUGAAAUUCUUGUUCCAACAAUUGAUACUGUUAGAUAUGGAUAUAUUAUUAGUAAAAUGAUUGAUGCAAAAAAACCAGUAUUUGUUACUGGUGAAACUGGUGUUGGAAAAACAGUUAUAGUCAAAGUUGUAUUAAAUUCAUUACGUGAAACUGGAACAUGGAUCCCGGCAAAUUUUAAUUUUUCAGCUCAAACAAGUAGUAAAAGAACUCAAGAAAUAUUAGAGCUUAAACUUGAAAAAAAAAAACGUACAUUACUUGGUGCACCAAUUGGUAAAAAAAUAUGUAUAUUUGUUGAUGAUGUUAAUAUGCCACGUUAUGAUACAUAUGGAUCACAACCACCAAUUGAAUUGUUACGACAAGUGUUAGAUUUUCAAGGUUUUUAUGAUCGUGAAAAACUUUAUUGGAAAGAUAUUGAAAAUAUUGUAUUAGUUGCUGCAUGUGCACCACCUGGAGGUGGAAGAAAUCCACUUAGUCCAAGAUUUACACGUCAUUUUGGUAUGCUUGUUGUACCAAUGGCAACAGAAUCAUCAUUAAAAUCAAUAUUCAGAUCAAUUUUACAAGGUUUUUUGUCAUUCAAUGAAUUUUCACAAGGUGUCAUAAAUAUUUGUGAUAAAAUUGUCAAUGCAACUGUUGAAAUAUAUGAUAAAAUAUCUGAUGAUCUUUUGCCAACACCUGAAAAAAGUCAUUAUGUAUUUAAUUUACGUGAUUUAUCAAAAUGCAUACAAGGUAUAAUGCAAGUUGAACCAUCAACAACUCGUGAUGCCAAACAAAUGACAAGAUUAUUUUAUCAUGAAUGUUUAAGAGUAUUUCAUGAUCGUCUUAUUGAUACAAAUGAUAAAAAUUAUUUCUAUCGUUUAUUAUCAAGCACUUGCUAUCGAAUAUUUGGUGAUGAAGUCAUUCGUCUUCCAGCACAAACUGAUGAAACAAUUGAUGAACCACCGAUACUUUAUUUUGGUGAUUUUAUGAAUUUUGGAGCAUCAAAAGAAUCAAGAUACUAUGAAGAAAUAACAAAUGUUGUUAGAAUGAAAGAAAUUCUUCAGGAUUAUUUGGAUGACUUUUGUCUGGUCGCAAAUAAAGAUAUAAAAUUAAUAUUUUUCACAGAUGCAAUUCAGCAUUUGUGUCGUCUAGCAAGAAUAUUAAGAUCUGAAAGAGGUCAUGGUUUGUUGGUUGGUGUUGGUGGAAUGGGUAAACAAAGUUUAACUCGACUGGCAUCACAUUUAAAUGGAUAUCCAUGUUCGCAAAUUGAAGUUUGUCGUGGAUAUGAUAUUAAUUCAUGGCAUAUUGAUCUACGUGAAUUUUAUUUAAACCCAGGUGCAUAUGCUAAAGAUGCUACAUUUUUAUUUACUGAUACACAAAUUGUUGUUGAAGAAUUUCUUGAAGAUAUAAACAAUACUCUUAAUUCUGGAGAAGUGCCAAAUUUAUUUGAAGCUGAUGAAUUAGAAAAAGCUAUAAUUGCAACAAGACCAGCAGCUAAAGAUGCUGGAAUAAGUGAAGAAAAUCGUGAUGAAAUAUUUGAUUUUUUUAUAAGUCGUGUACGUAAUCAUUUGCAUUUAGUACUGUGUAUGAGUCCAGUUGGUGAUGCAUUUCGUCGACGUUGUCGUAUGUUUCCUUCGUUGGUAAAUUGCUGUACCAUCGAUUGGUUUACAAAGUGGCCAAACGAUGCAUUAUUAUCAGUUGCUGAAACAUGUAUUGCUCCAUUAAUUAUUGACAAUACAAACAAAGUUAAAUCCUUGGCAUCAAUUUGUGUUUUAAUGCAUCAAAGUGUUGAAGAUAUGACUCACAGAUAUUUUACUGAAAUGAAAAGACGAUAUUACACAACUCCCAGUAGUUAUUUAGAACUUUUAAAAUUAUAUUCAUCGACAUUAGAACGUAAAAAUAAAGAGCUAACAACAAUGAGAGCUAAAAUUGAAAAUGGAUUAAAUAAACUCAAUGAGACAAAUGAGACAGUUGUAAUAAUGAAAAAAGAUAUUAUUGAAUUAGCACCACAAUUAAAAAUAAGCUCAGAACAAGUUACAAAAUUAAUGAAGGUCGUACAAAAACAAAAAGUUGAAUGUGAUAAAGUUCGUACAGUUGUCUUGGCUGACGAGGCACAUGCCAAGAUAAAAGCAAAUGAGACAGCAUUACUUGAAGCAGAAGCACGUAAAGAUUUAGAGUCAGCAAUACCAGCUUUACAAGAAGCAGAAAAAGCAUUAAAAUCAUUAAAUAAAAAUGACAUUAAUGAAAUAAAAGUAUUUCAAAAUCCUCCAAAUCUUGUACGUGUUGUUAUGGAAGCUGUAUGUUUACUUCUUGGUGAAAAAACUGAUUGGCCAUCAGCAAAAUCUGUAUUAUCUGAUGGACAUUUUCUCGAACGUUUAGUCACAUAUCCAAAAGACAACAUAUCAAAUAAAUUGCUAAAAGAUCUUGAAAAAUAUGUUGAUAAUCCAGAUUUUUUACCACAUAUUGUUGCUAAACAAAGUAAAGUUUGUAAAUCAAUGUGUAUAUGGGUACGUGCAAUAUCUGGUUAUGCAAAAUUAUAUCGUAUUGUUGAGCCAAAAAGAGAAAAAUUAAAAGAAGCACAAAUUGAACUACAUAAUAUUGAAGAUAUAUUACGUGAAAAACAAAAGGAAUUAUUUGAAGUUGAAGAAAAAAUAAUUAAACUUGAAGAACAAUAUAAUUUAGCUGUUAAUAAUUUAGCUGAAUUACAAGCAAAUAUUAGUUUAAGUGAAAAAAGAUUAAAAAGAUCUGGUAAAUUAAUUGUUGCUCUGGCUGAUGAAGAAAUACGUUGGAAAAAAUCAAUUUUAAAUUUUAAAAUUUUAAUAAAUAAUCUUAUUGGUGAUGUAUUAUUGGCUGCUGGUGCAUUGGCAUAUCUUGGUGCAUUUACACAAUCAUACAGACAAGAAUUAUUAAAUAAUUGGCUGGAUAAAUGUCGAAUCGAAAAUAUUGAUAUAACAUCAAAUUUUAGUUUAAUUGGUGUACUUGGUGAUUCUUAUAAAAUUAAAUCAUGGAAUUUUUUUGGUCUUCCAAGAGAUGAUGUCAGUGCAGAAAAUGCAUUAUUUGUAACACAAGCAAGACGUUGGCCUUUGAUGAUUGAUCCACAAGAACAAGCAUACAGAUGGAUUAGAAAUAUGGAAAUGGAAAAUAGCAUUAAAAUAUGUGAAAUGACAAAUCCAAAUUUAAUGAGAAUAAUGGAAAAUUGUAUUAGACUUGGAAUGCCAAUAAUGCUGAAUAAUGUUGGUGAAGUAUUAGAUCCAAGUUUAGAGCCAAUUUUACUUCAACAAGUAUUUGUCCAGGCUGGAAAAACAUUGAUACGUCUGGGAAAUAGUGACAUUGAAUAUGAAAGCGGAUUUAAACUUUAUAUGACAACAAAGUUGGGAAAUCCUCAUUAUUUACCAGAAAUAUGUAUCAAAGUAACAAUUGUUAAUUUUACUGUAACACCAAGUGGUCUUGAGGAUCAAUUACUAGCUGAUGUUGUUAGACUUGAAAGACCAGAUCUUGAAAUAAUGCGUGAUGAAUUAGUUGCAAAUAUAAAUUAUGAUAAAACACAAUUAUUAAUUAUUGAAGAUAAAAUAUUAUCAAUGUUGUUUAAUUCUGGUGAUAAUAUAUUAGAUAAUGAAGAAUUAAUUGAAAGUUUAAAUGACAGUAAAGAAACGUCAAAAAUUAUUGGAACCAGAGUUAUUGAUUCAGAAAAAACUGAACAGGAUAUUAUUAAAGCACGUGAUAAAUAUCGUUCAGUUGCAACUCGUGGAUCUGUAUUAUUUUUUGUUGUAUCUAGUCUCAAUGAAAUUGAUCCAAUGUAUCAAUUUUCAUUGAAAUAUUUUAAUCAGCUAUUUAAUAAUGUCAUUGAGACAAGUAAAAAAAGUGAAAAUAUAAAUGAACGUUUGCAAAUUCUUUAUGAUAAAAUUACACUUUCAAUUUAUUUAAAUGUAUCAAGAGGACUAUUUGAAAAACAUAAACUUAUAUUGAGCUUUAUGUUCAAUGUUGCGAUACUAUUGAAUGAAAAUAAAAUUACUUAUCCUCAAUGGAAUUUUAUUCUCCGCGGUCCAGGACCAAUUCAAGUGAAAUCAAAACCUGAUUACCCAACACUGAGCGAGACAACCUGGAAAUCAAUAAAUUACUUGAAUGAAAAUUUCCCAAAAUUUAAUGGUCUAUUGGAGGAUGGAUUGAAGCAAAUUAAUAUAAAGCUGGAUUACUUGGAAGAGAUAAUCAACGUCAUACCCGAGAACAAUAUAAAGAGCACUAAAAAUUGGAAUGAAAAUUUAGACGACAUUGAAAAAUUAAUGCUUAUAAAAUGUUUAAAAGAAGAUAAAUUAAUAUUUGGAAUAAAUGCAUAUAUUAAAAAAAAUUUAGGUCAACAAUUUGUCGAGUCUUCAAUAGUUUCUCUACCUGACAUUUAUCCAGAUACGUCAAAUGUAACACCAUUAAUAUUUAUAUUAAGUACAGGCUCUGAUCCAUUUGCAUCAUUUGUUAAAUUUGCAAUUGAAAAAGAAUAUAAAGAUAAAUACUCAUCAAUAUCACUGGGUCAAGGUCAAGGACCAAUUGCUGAAGAAUUAAUAAAAGAAGCUUGUAAAACUGGCAGAUGGAUAUAUCUACAAAAUUGUCAUCUAGCAAAAUCAUGGAUGCCAUCACUUGAACGAAUUGUCAUUGAAAUAAUUGAAGAUAAUAAAAGCAUUGAUAAAAAUUUUCGUCUAUUUUUAAGCUCAAUGCCAAGCCCCUCAUUUCCCGUAGCAAUACUUGAAAAUUCUGUUAAAGUUACAAAUGAACCACCAAAAGGAUUAAAAGCAAAUAUUAAACGUGAAUUACAUGAUUUACCAUCAAGCAUAUAUGAUGAUAAUGAUAAAAUUAAUAUAAAUUUACAAAAAAUGAUAUUUGGAGUAUGUUUUUUUCAUGCAAUAAUACAAGAAAGAAAAAAAUUUGGUCCACUUGGUUGGAAUAUAAAUUAUGAAUUUAGUGAUAAUGAUCGUGAAUGUUGUUUAUUAAAUUUAAAAUUAUUUUGUAAUACUAAUGAUAAUAUUAUACCUUGGAAUGCAUUAAUUUAUACAACUGGUGAAAUAACAUACGGUGGAAGAAUAACUGACAAUUGGGAUUUGCGAUGUUUAAAAACAAUACUUGAUAAUUAUUUAUCACCAAAAACACUUGAUGAUAAUUAUUGCUAUUCAUCAUCAGGAAUAUAUUAUUGUCCAGGCUAUGAUAAUAUAAAUAAAUAUAAAGAAUAUGUUGAUAAAUUUCCAUUGAUUGAAGAACCAGAAAUAUUUGGUAUGCAUGAAAAUGCAAAUAUAACAUAUCAAUUAAAUGAAACAAAAAAUAUUCUAAAUACAAUAAUUGAUAUACAGCCAAAAAUUAAUAAAGAUAAUGAUGAUAAAUCAAGUUCAGAUAUUGUUUAUGAACUUGCACAAAUUAUUAUGGAUAAAAUUGAUAUAUCAAUUGAUCAUGAUAAAUGUAAUAAGGAACAUUAUAAAAAAGACACAACUGAUCGUUUGCCAUCAUUGACAAUUGUUUUGAUACACGAAGUUGAUAGAUAUAAUAAACUUCUUGAUAAAAUUCAUGUAUCAAUGGAUAAUUUACAAAGAGCAAUAAAAGGUUUUGUUGUUAUGUCUGAUGAACUUGAAUAUGUAUUUAAUGCAUUGAUGAAUAAUCAGGUACCAAAAUUAUGGCACAAUGUUAAUGUUUAUCCAUCAUUAAAAACACUUGGUAGUUGGAUUAGAGAUUUGGAGUUGAGAAUUGAUUUUAUCAAGAUGUGGUUGAUUGAUAAGCUGCCAAUAUCAUUUUGGUUCUCUGGUUUUUCUUUUCCUCAAGGAUUUAUCACUGGUGUACUUCAGACAUAUGCAAGAAAAUAUAAUAUUCCAAUUGAUCAUCUUAAACUUGAUUAUACUGUGUUGAAAAAGGUACUGCGGCAAGAAGACAUUGGAACUGCUCAUUUUUCAACGAAUAAAGAGGAUCCAAAAUUAUAUAAAGGUUUAUCAAGCCCAGAAGAUGGUGUAUUUGUUCAUGGAUUAUUUUUAGAUGCUGCAAGAUGGGAUUUUAAUGCUGCAGUACUUGUUGAUGCUGCAAUGGGUGAGAUGAAUCCAAGUUUACCAGUUGUUCAUAUACUGCCAGUUGUGGUGCUUCCAGAAAAUGAUAAAAGAUAUGUAUGUCCACUUUAUAAAACAGCAAUACGUGCUGGUGUAUUGUCAACAACUGGACACAGUACAAAUUUUGUUGUACCAAUAUUACUACCAUCAUCACGAGAACAGUCAUACUGGAUUCUCAAAGGUACAGCUCUUCUUAUUCAAGUCACAGAUUAAUCAAUAAUAAACACCAUAAAAUCAAGACAAUA